Messenger RNA from Sparassis crispa, 3960 nucleotides. RefSeq names its product cysteine proteinase. Gene Ontology annotation, biological process: protein deubiquitination. Lineage: Eukaryota; Fungi; Basidiomycota; Agaricomycetes; Polyporales; Sparassidaceae. The coding region runs from base 1 to 3960 and encodes 1319 amino acids. The transcript has 8 exons. Gene Ontology annotation, molecular function: cysteine-type deubiquitinase activity. The record is from RefSeq and is a predicted model, not a curated record.
AUGCAAUCAGACCCCUCUUCUUCCUCUCCCAAACGUUCCAUCUCCGAGGAUCCUGCACAAGAUUCUAUCCGAACCUCGCAGUUUCAAGAAAUGUCUGCUCUGUCCCUCUCUGAGUCUGGGCUCGAUCACGAAAUAGAUUCCUAUAUGGCUGAGCAAGGAGAAACCCCCGACCCAUCCAAUCAUGUCGCCUUCCUGACUCCCGCGCAAAAGCUCCAGGCCGUCGAGCCACUCUAUAAAUCUCCCAUGAAGAUCGGCGAAACGUGGUAUGUCGUGUCUCGACGAUGGUACAAACGUUGGCAUAAAGCGUGUUCCGGUGAAGUCGAUAAGGAGGGCCCAGUGGCAGAGAAGGAUCUGGGGCCCGUCGACAACUCACCUUUGGUGGAUGUCGCUGGAAAUCUCACAUCCCCUUCCAUGGUUGAACAUGUAGAUGUCGAGUUCGUUCCAGAGCAGGUAUGGAUGUUGUUCGUUGAAUGGUAUGGCGAACCGCCCUUUCCGCUGCCUCGGAAAGUCAUCGCUCGAGGAAUUAUAGAGGAACCUUCCCUAGAGCUCCAUCCCCCCCAAGUAAAAUUAUACGUCCUCACCCGCGCCACCCACACUGGCGUACCCGGUGUCACAAAUCCACCUUAUGGUGUCAGUAUUUCAAUCAAGGACACUCUGAAAUCCGUAUGCGAGAGCUUCUUCCAACGAUGCACAGAAUGCGCCUCAGGCACUAAGUCCUAUCGUGUAUGGAAGCUCGCUGACGGCGGCUCUUCUUGGGGCCAGUUGCAUGUCACCCCAGACAUGUUGAAACAGCGUGGCGCAACUCUGUUGGAGCCAACGCAGAGAACAGUUGAAGAAGAGAUGAUAGAAUCAGGCGACGCUUUCGUUGUUGAGUUCCGGGAGGAUGGCGAAUGGCUGGUCGACGCCGGGGAACUCUCGUCAGGGCAGACGAGCACCGCAUCCUCGUCCACCUCUCAAUCCACCUCUACAACGGGUAUUGGCACACUUUUUAACUCCGAGACCAACUUCUUCAACCAGAUACAGACGAAGACGCCAGCCUCGACGAUCGUAUCGAGUGGCAUCUCGUCAUCUUCUACUCUCAAGCCUGCUGUCUCUAUCAAGCCGGGGUUUUCUGCUGGUCGUCCCAAAGAUAUCAAUUUGGAACCUGGCAUCUUGGGGUUGGGAAACAUGGGCAACACUUGCUUCAUGAACUCUGCGCUGCAGUGUUUGGCACACUCGAAGGAGUUGACGGAUUAUUUUCUUACUGGAGUAUUUGAGGAGGAGCUAAACGUCGAUAAUCCUCUUGGCAUGCAGGGUGCGAUCGCUCAGGCUUAUGGCGCCCUUCUCCGUCGUAUAUGGACUCCAACAUCGAGCAAUACUUCCUACUCCCCACGCGAGUUUAAGCAAGCACUGCAGCGAUUCGCACCCCAGUUCAGCGGGUAUCAGCAGCAAGACUCUCAAGAGCUAGUUGCAUUCCUGCUGGAUGGGCUGCAUGAGGAUUUGAACCGUGUACUCAAGAAGCCGUAUGUUGAGAAGCCCGACUGGGAAGGCGGUGGGAACCUAGAGCUCGUCCGGUUGGCGAACGAGUCUUGGGACGGAUAUAUGAAGCGAAAUGACAGUGUCAUCGUUGAUCUCUUCCAAGGCCAAUAUCAAAGCACAUUGGUAUGCCCGGAGUGUGACAAGGUUUCCAUCACGUUCGACCCAUUCAUGUAUCUCACGUUACCUCUUCCAGUCCAGAAAAAGUGGAUGCAUACCGUGUUCUAUAUUCCAUGGGGUUUGGAUAAGCCGCACGUGAAGGUUCCAGUUGAAAUCAACAGGGACGCCUCAUUCAAAGACUUGCGACAAUUACUGGGCCGGUGGAUGUCUGCCAACCCUGAUCAUCUUCUUACCUUGGAGGUGUUCAGCCACCGCUUCUACAAGAACUUGGACGACACGGUCUUGUGCGGUGAUAUGGCGGAAAAUGACAUCAUCGUCUGUUUCGAGCUGCCUUGCCAUUCACAGCAGAGUCGGACAUACAAGCAUCGAUCUGACGACCCAUUCAUUGUUCCUGUAUUCCUCAACGAUUUUAUACCACGACAAAGUUUUGGCCGCAGCACCAGCUUGUUCGGUUAUCCUUUCAUUAUCGUUAUCGACCGCAAGCAAGCCACCAUGGUGGAUGAUAUGUACGAUGCAGUGGUGGAUCGUCUGCAACGCUGGACAACCAAUAUCCGUGACCUGUUCACAUGGGAAGCCGUAUCAGUUUCCGAGCAAGUGGAUAUCCCCAUCGCCGACUCCUUAGACGCUAUCGUGCACAUUCCUAUAACAGGUCCCCCAGACUCCAUCACAGAAAUCAAGGAGAAUGGGGAGGUAGUCACCGUAGAAGAAGUGGCACCGGAGGAGGGCGACAUUGCCGAUGAGAAGGAGGCGGUUGUGCGAGGGCAAGACCUUGAUGCUAUGGACACCGAUUCUGUCAAUGACAUCAACGAGGAACCUCGCAAAGUCGGUUUCAAGAAGGGUCUAUUCCGUCUACGGUUGCAGUCUGGAAAUUCUCCGUAUGGUGUCGGCUUUGGAUCUUUCGGAUUGACCGGUCAACGUUUCGACAGCUGGGAGCACCGCGAGUCAGUGGCAAGAAUGGAACCGGACGCCUCGUCACCUCCAGUACUCUUGCGCGAGGGCGAUAUGUUCUUUUGCGAGUUCGAUGAGAACAUGAAGGCCUAUUAUUUCGGAGAUGAGAAGAACCAUCCAUGGGAUACCUGGAAGGAGUUCAUCCAUCCCGAGUUCAGGGAGGCCGCGCAAGCCGCGGCAUUGAAAAAGAACAAGGGUAUUUCUCUCCAGGACUGUUUGGACGAGUUCACUCGGCAGGAGAAGCUGGGAGAGGACGAUUUGUGGUACUGCCCUCGUUGCAAGAAGCACCAACAGGCUACGAAGCGAUUCGAUUUGUGGAAGGUCCCCGAUAUGCUCGUCGUCCAUCUGAAGAGGUUCAGUAACAGUCGAACUCUGAGGGACAAAAUCGACACGUUCGUCGACUUCCCCAUUCAAGGGCUCGAUCUCUCGCAGAUGGUCGGUGAACGACAAGUCGCGAAAAAGCUAAUGGAGGAAGGCAUCGAUAUCUUAUCUCUUGGACUCCACGACUUGGAAGAGCCGUUGAUCUACGACUUGUAUGCAGUGGACGAACACCUCGGUGGCCUUGGAGGCGGUCACUAUCGUGCUUAUGCUUUGAACCAUCGCAACGGGCAGUGGUACCAUUUCGACGAUUCGUAUGUGACACCAUCUCGGGCAGAAGCUGCAGUGAACGCCAAUGCUUACCUCCUCUUCUAUAAGAGACGUACGUCUCGACCUCUUGGUGGUAAAAGCUACGCCAGGGUCGAGGCUGCGAAGAGCAAGCCGAAGUCCUUGGAAUCUGUCCAGCAAGAACAAUCUCAGUUGCCGACUCCUCCCGAUGAACCCAUUGUUAAGUCAGCUUUUGAGUCACAACCGCAGUUCGCAUCUCUCAAGAGAGCGGCGACCGAGCGAUUUACCUCAUUGCCGAUCAGGCGUCAGUAUGAGGAUGGAUGGCCCACGCCACAGUCUGAUUCACGAUCGUCGCCAGACUCUUCUCCACCACCACUCGAUGACGGCGAUCCCCCACCAUCCUUCGAGGAGUCGCAAUCACCAACCUCCCUUGAUGCCCUUGCACUCUCUGCACACCAGCUUGACUAUCCGGAUCCAUCAUCAAGAGGUUCGCCUACCUCGUCCAACGAAGCAGAACCGGACCUGGAGCUAGAGCUGGGCCAGGAGAACGAGAACAUGUCUUGGACUUCGGUGCUUUCGUCAGGGGGUGCCUUGCACGAUGUCCUGCAACUGACUAACGUUGCUUUACCUGGAGAGCCCUCUGACGUGAUUAUGAACAAUUACCUCCGGUCGGUUGACGACGAGCGCGAAGACACGCUGGAUUCUCCACGAGCAUCUUGGUCGUCGACGCGCAAGACAGCUGAUGGUGACCUUUCGGACAUUGACAUGUAG